CACAGCUCGCAGAGGAUUUGCCGGCGGACACAAAUCAUUCUCAUUCUUGUUUUAGUUGGCGUGGAACAUUUGUGACGAUAGGUUUAAGUGAGGUUCGGUUUACAAGACGCGACAAGACGAUCGUGUUAAAACUUGUGCUAAGUGAAAAUUAACAUUUGACGUAUCUCGAACUCAUUAGAAAUUAAUUCCUUAAUUAAAAUCGAAUAUAUUCUGACUACAAAAAUUACUUUAAUGCAUUUUAAAAGCAAGUUUUAGUGGCUGAUUCACCGGUUUUUUUUUUGCUAAGACCAUGGCGAUGUUUAGAUUGGGUUUUUCAGUGUUGCUUUGUUUAGUUCCUGGAAUUUUAGGAAUGAACAAUUUUUGUAACAGAAACAAUUACGAGAAUCUUCCUCGGAAUAAUAUGCAGUUUAGUAAAGAGGUCAACUUUAGGGAGUUUGCUGUGGUCGGGAAUCUUAAGGCCCUGCAUUGCUGUGCCAAAGACUACCACACUAUUACAUGGUAUAAAGACAAUAAAGUCUAUCCAUGGCCUCUAGAAUUGUCCACCAUGCUACUGUUUCCAGCUAGCGUUAAUCAGACUAUCUACGUCCAGUCUGUGAAACCCACCGAUGCAGGAAAUUACACUUGUGUACUGAAGAAUGAUACUGUUUUGCAUUCGCAUACGAUACAAUUAAGACUUUUUGAUAGAGCACCGGAUGAUCCACAAAUCACAUACCUGUCAGAAGAUACUGUGUUAUCUGUAGGAGAUAAUCUAAGACUGUUCUGUGAAGCUUUCGUUGGUCUGGUAGACGUUCCAGACGCACAUAGCGAAGUGUAUUGGAACAAAUUGUACCCAAACAGCACUACAUAUGAUGAGUUGCCAUCUCAUAUUAGACAUGCACAAACAGAACAAGAAGAUGGCCAAACCCUGGGAGCUUAUAUGAUAAUAGAUUCGAUACAAUCUGAAGAUUUCGGAGAAUACGAAUGCGUAAUCACCAAACCUGGAAUCACCAUUAAAAAAUACAUCAAAGUUAUUGAACGAGAAAUAGAAGUGGAGUAUUUAGACCCCAGUCCCCUACCGAUUGCAAAAUUGGCCAUUUUAAUGACUGCCAUUUUGUGUAUUUUCGUAGCUGUGGUGGUAUUGUAUCUCAAAUUUGGUUUGAAGGUUCAAGUACGCCUCAAGGACACCUUGAGUCCUUUGGAGGAUUCUGAUGGGAAGGAAAAGGAUGUAUUGGUAGUCUAUACGUCAGCGGACUCUGAAUUAGCAUUGGGGGUUUUGUUACCAACCUUAGAAGAAAAAUACAAAUACACUUGUGAUUCUAAAGAGCUGUGUCCAGAAAUUAGUUUGUGGUACAAAGACUUGUCGGAAGGAGAAAAAUACAGAAGGGUAAUUGUUGUGAUAUCGCCUGCCAUGCUGGAAGGAUCUUGGGAUCCUAGUAGACUCUUAUUAGCACUGAAACAAUUAAAAGGUUUUGGACCCAAUGUAAUUUUCAUUUCUUUGAAGGAGCUUCCGAAAACCGAGCCUGAAAUUAAGAAUGCCGAAGGGGAAACGUUGAGCGCCGUCAUAAGAUCAUUGGGAGUAAUUGUGUGGGACAGGCGCGACGAAGAAAAAGUAUGGUACUUACUACGUCUCAAACUCCCUCCCAAAAGAACGGGUUCCGAAAAGAGGACCACAGGACCCGAUACAAGACUGCGUAAUAAUUCUCAAGAAUCUAUAGGAGAAUACGUUGUGUGAACUGGUAGCUUUUAUUGUGAAAAUAUCGAUAGGUUGUAGCCAACAGUUUUGUACGUUUUAUGAAGUUACCUCAGAGUUUCUGAUUUGUUUAAAGUUUAAAUAAUAAAAAAGAUUAGGUACGGUUCUGUUUUUUUUUAUAGCUUUAAACCUUACAUUUCAACUUUUUACUUUUCUUUGAAAACAACACCACAAUUAAAAAGAAAUAUAUCUUUUCUUACGGUUAUAAAAAAAGAUUUGGUUUUUCUAGCUAUGAAUUAUACACACUUUGCAAGAUAUGUAUGAGACCUGAUCUACCUUAGUGGCUAUUUGUACACCAUAAGAGUAAGGUAAUAUGGACGCUAUAGAGUUUAAAAUGAAUUAUUGUAGUAACAAAGAUUACCAAACAUCAAAACAGUUUGAAGUGUUACCAGAUAAAAUGUAUUGGACAAAUCAUAGACUUUUAUUAUGAAGACAUUGCCUGAAAUUGAAACUGCAGGAUAAUAAAUCUCAGGACUAUCUUUGACUCUUCUUUACCAGCUAUAUUUCGUUAUUUUGAAUCGGAAGAUUGGGUUUACCUAUACUCAAAUAAUAUUAUGUAUAUAAUAAAAUUUUGUAUUUUUUUAUAUAAAUAAAUGUAAUAUAGAUAAGGCCAGUAUAAAAAUCCAUAGAAAAUAUAAUAUAAUCAAUAUUAGAUAACAAGAGAAGAGAAUAUUAAGAUCAAGUUCAGUAACUCGAGUGUAGCGAAGAAUAUAUGAACAAUAUAGUAAACUAUUUUGACUAUCUUCUAACUUAAAAUUAAAGGUGCUUGAAUCCUUACAAUAAUUUCUAUACUAUUAACUUGAUAUUUAAAUAAAAUCAAUCAAGUUACUAAUAUUUUUAAAGUGUUAUAUAUAAUAAUUUUGUUAUUUAUGAUGGUAAUUAUGAUGUAUAUCAACAUCAAUUGGUCAAAAGAUCUUAUGAAUCGUAAAGAUAAGUUUUCUGAUAAUAUCGUACUGAAUGCGCCAUUUCUUACUGUUUUGAUAGGCAUAAUAUACAGGAAUGAAAUAGCUUUGUAAUUAAUACUUGUGAAUACAUUGAAUAUAGCAUUUCUGCCCUAAAGAAGUUAUGGAAAUAGUAGAUGUAAUACUUGUAGAGUCUGUUGUAGUUUUCAAUAUAUUUUUUUACUUUAUCUUUAGACUGUGUUAUAAUGUAAAUGUUGUAUUUGAAAAAUUCUUUAUCCUAUACACAAAAGAAUGGAAAUUGUUCUAAAGGAACUCAACUUACCAUUAUCUUGAAGUAUAGUUUGUCUAGAAAGACCUCUAACCUUUGGAAAAUAUAAGACUAUUGAUAUUGGGAAAAAACGUGACAAAACCUAUUUUGUAACAAUAAUGCAGAUCUUAGAAUUAUGAAAACGUACAAAACUGUUCAUAUGCAAAUUAGACAAUUAGAAUGUGUAUCUGUAUAUAUUUAUUCCUAUUUAAUAUUUUCUUUUUACCUUAUAUUUGUUUUAUUUAAAGUUAUGCUGCUAAGAUUACUUAUACGGUACGUGUUGAACAUAUUCAUGUUUUUUGAGACAUUUAAGAGUUGUGGCGUAAAAUUUUCUUGAAAGUAUAGAUCUUGUCGGUGUACUAUAAGAUUAGUUAACUAGAUAAAUGUGUUCAAUUCUAUAAAAUGUGUUGAUGUAAUAGCAAAUUAUACAAUUACAUAUUUUAACUGUGCUAUUAAUAAUAUUGCAGGUUAUAUUUAUGCAUACGAGGUCUGUUCCAAAAAUAUUUUUGGGGCUUUCAGUGUAAUUGACUAAGCAUAAAGGUUAAUAACAACUAUAACAAGGUCUCGAAGGGAUCCGAAAUAUAUAGAGAGAAGAUAAAUUUGUAGUAUUCUCUCUAUUUAUUAAAGGAAAAGAACACAAUGCCUAUGUACUUCUAUACUGCUUCACAUUUAGUCAUUUCUGCCCAUAAACUUUUGUAAAAGUUUACAUUGGCGCCUUCUGUUAACCUUAAUUUGCUAUAUGUAGCAAAACAGAAUAGAAAUGAACAUUGUCUUACAAAUGUUACAUGUUCUAUAAGUCUGUUAAUAUACCAGAUGGAUUUCCCUCACAAAAACGGAUACAUAAAUAUUCAAAAAUGUUUUAAUUACUUACUUGUAUAUUUUAUGUAAAUUGGCAGCAAUGUUUAUCUAUUAUGGCAGGCGGGUAAUUAUUUUACCAGGAAAAGAAACUGGUUUUGACUGCUUCCCGAAUAUGUCGAAAGUUAUUAUUUGUAUCUCUGUAUUUUAUCAACACAGCUGGCAAUAAAAAACCAUAUUUUUUUAAUUAAUACAUGGAAAAACAACUUCUUAGAAAUAUCAGGUAUUAUAUUAUAACUGUUCAGAACAUCAAUAUUCGCGACAAUUUUUUCUCUUGCGUACUUCGAAUUUUUCGCAACAAUUACAUUGUAUCAAUAAUGAGAAUAUUUAUUUGUAUAAUAGAGUAUUCUCACGGCAUUCGAUAUUUAUGUAAACGUGAUUUUUGCUAACCUUGUUGUUGCAUUAUAACAACUUAUAUAAAUAAUUUAUCGAAAACAGACAAUUUACUAAUGAGUCAUUAUUCACUGCUUUGUCACAUUGUUUCCAAAUGUUAAUUAUCAGUCCUUUCUAAAUUAAAAGCCAGAUUAUGAAAAAUCGAAGACAGUUAUGAAAACUCAAAAAAUAUCCAAAACUGAUCACUUUUCUGUUCUUUUAUAAAUUGUGCUCCUUUUUAGUAAAUUAAGUUUUCUGGAAUACCGAAGAAUGGCUCAUACAACGGAUCAUGAAUGCGAUACAAUAUAUACAGUGUGUCCCGAAAAGAUUGGACAUAAAUUAUACCAGACAUUCUGGAGUCAAAAAUAGUUCGAUUGAACCUAACUUACCUUAGUACAAAUGUGCCCAUAGUUACAGCCCCAGGUCAUAAAUUAAAGUACAUAUUAUUUUGAGACCAAGAAUAGUUCGAAUGAACCUAACUUACCUUAGUACAAAUGUGCACAUAAAAAAAGUUACAGCCCUUUGAAGUUACAAAAUGAAAAUCUAUUUUUUUCAAUAUAUCGAAAACUAUCAGAUUUUUUAUUGAAAAUGGACAUGCAUCAUUCUCAUAGGAGGAGCAUCGUAAAACAAAAUUAUAGUGAGAUUUGUCCACCCCAUAAAAAUUUUAUGGGGGUUUUGUUCCCUUAAAUCCUCCCUAACUUUUGUGUACGUUCCAAUUAAUUCAUUAUUGUGGUACAAUUAGUUAAACACAACGUUUUUAAAACUUUUUUGCCUCUUAGUAUUUUUUCUAUAAGCGAGUUUUUAUAGAGAUACGGGUUCUUUUUUAAUAUAUUUACAUAUAAAUUUUAUGGGGCUUUUAUUCCUUUAAACAAUUAAACUAGUUCCAAUUAAAUUAUUAUUGUGGUACCAUUAGUUAAACACAGUGUUUUUAAAACUUUCUUGCCUCUUAGUCUUUUUUUGAUAAGUCACCUUUUAUCGAGAUGUGGCUUCUUUUUCAAAAUAUACCCAAAAAUGUACAUUAUAAAUAAAUUUUCAGAUUAUAACAGGUCUCUAUAAUCGUACUUAACCAUAUACAAAUAUGUGUGGAUUCGACAAAUAUUCAAAAUAUCUCGAUAAACACUGGCUUAUCGAAAAAGUACUAAGAGGCAAAAAAGUUUUAAAAACACUGUGUUUAACUAAUGGUGCCACAAUAAUAAUUUAAUUGGAAUGUACACAAAAGUGUGGGGGGGGGGGGUUUAACGGAACAAAACCCCCAUAAAAGUUUUAUGGGGUGCACAAAUUUCACUUUAAUUUUUUUUAAAGAUGUUGCUGCCAUAAGAAUGCUACAUGUGCAUUUUCAAUAAAAAAUCUCACAAGAGUUUUCGAUAUAUGAAAAAUCAUCGAUUUUCAUUUUGUAACUUCAAAGGGUUGUAACUUUUUUUGUGUGCACUAUUGUAUAUAGGUAAGUGAGGUUCAAUCAACCUAUUUUUGACCCCAGAAUCUGUGGUAUGAUUUAUGACCAAUCUUUUCGGGACACCCUGUAUAAUUUCUUCGUUCAUAAUGAAAAAUUAAAAAAAUUAUUGUAUUUGAUAUGUUAUUUAAUGUUUUUCAUUUCUAGUUUGAACUGAGUAUUUGAUUUUCUUUUUAGUAUUAUUAGAUCAGUAGAAGAAGGAAAUAACUUUAAAAUGUGCGAUGAAGCUUUCCUAGGUGCUUCCCAGGUUGAGAUAUAUCACCCAUUUAAAUUCUAGCACUUAAUACACAAGCGUGUAAUUAUGCAAGUGUAUAUUAGUAUAUUUAAAAACAGUAUCAAAAUGUGUUCUUUUAAAUACCAAAUAAGAUAAAAAUUAGUUAGCAUUGCACAAUUCUGGAUUAUUUUGGACGAGCGAUAUAUCUCUUGAUUGAACUUUACUAUUAUACAAUAAAUUCAAAAAAACUGACUAACACGACCGAGAGACAACUCUAUUUUUCCUCUAAUAUUAUUAUUGAUAACCAAGUUGUAUCUGUUUUUGAAAGGCAACAGUCUUCACGUCUUUUGAUUUGUUUAUGCUCAGUUUAUACAUAUAGUUAAGGCUGAUUUAUCUUACGACGGGACGUGGACGAUACGGCUGCCUUACGAGGCACGUUGAAGAAUCGUUUAAUAUGAAAAGCAUUGGCUAGUUUAUGUUACAACGGGACGGAGCGACAACAGGGACGUGCGCUGUCUAUUGUUCUACGCCCCGUGCCAUCCACGUCCCGUUGUAAGAUAAAUCGGCCUUUAUUUACUGUAUUUAAUGAGAAUUGAGCACAAUUUGAGUUAAAAAUGCGUUUAUUUUGACGUUUCGACUUCCACUUCAGAAACUGUUAUAAAAUUUCCAAAAUGAAAAUCGAAACGAAGGUAGAUCUAUUUUCAACUCAAAUUAUGGGUAAUUUCCAUGAAAGAUAGUAAUUAUUAACAACAAAUGACAUAAGAAAAUAGCUUCAGAACAACUUUUUAGGUAUUGAACCAUCUUCAAAAUUAUUAGAAUCUGUACUUGACGUGACUUGAACAUAUUUAACGAAUAGUGUGACUAUUAUUUAAGUGUGUGACCAUGUUUCUAUAACAAGAGCAAAUUUUGCAAAUUCAGUUCUUCUAGCAUUGAAAAUUUUUUCGCCACAGCUCUUUUUAUAAUCUACAGUGUGGCACAAAGUUGCGGCAUUAAUGUAUUAUGGAUGUUUUUGGUGAUUAGACAAGUUGCUUGGUUUGAUGGUUAUAAAAAUAAAAUAUUUUAUAAUUUUUAUAGUACCAUUCAGUAUAAUAAAAAAAUCAGUCAAGCGGAUUUUACUUGUGCCAUGAAAGUAGAUCUCAUUUUGAUAUAUUAUUUCGUGUAUCUUCAGAAAUAUCAUGUAUGUUUUAAAAUAUUUAUUAUUGAAUGGUUUUGAUAUGAUCUGUCCACUUCGUAGGGUGUUCCUUUUAAAAAUAUGUGUUUAGCACCCUAUUGCAGAAUGAUUGCUGUUAACUAUGAAGAUACAUGUCCAAAUAUCAAAAUGAUACGGCAACCUCAAAAGCUAGGAAACUUGUGCCACUCUGUAUUUAUUAAAUGUCAAAAGUAUUCCGAAUUUAUUAAAAUAAAUGUAUGUAUAUUGUUAGUGGUAUUUAUUAUAAUUUUGUAUUAUAACGAAAAUUCGUGUCUACUCAUUAAGUAUUUAUGGACUGAGAUUUGUAUUAAUAAAGUCAUUAUAAUAUUUUGAUAAUGCAAAUUAUUGAACUUAUAAAAAUCGUUAUUAUAAGUACUAUAUUUUUGUAAAAUAUUUCUUUUAAAUGCAGUAAAUGUGUCAAAAUAAUUGAAUAAACGUUAUUAUGAAGGAA
Molecule: messenger RNA, 7469 nt
Organism: Diabrotica virgifera virgifera (western corn rootworm)
Lineage: Eukaryota; Metazoa; Arthropoda; Insecta; Coleoptera; Chrysomelidae
Product: interleukin-1 receptor accessory protein-like 1
Exons: 8
Coding region: 290-1711 (473 amino acids)
Biological process (GO): signal transduction
Source: RefSeq, a predicted model, not a curated record